Messenger RNA from Scaptodrosophila lebanonensis, 969 nucleotides. Its product is annotated as tigger transposable element-derived protein 1-like. Bases 83 to 805 code for a protein of 240 amino acids. Gene Ontology annotation, molecular function: DNA binding. The record is from RefSeq and is a predicted model, not a curated record. The transcript has 2 exons. Gene Ontology annotation, cellular component: nucleus. Lineage: Eukaryota; Metazoa; Arthropoda; Insecta; Diptera; Drosophilidae.
UGUUUGGUAAAGGAGUUGUUCCUGGGCUGGUUAUUGGUUUUUCCAACGCUACAAUAAAUGUAAUUUUAACGCAGUAAGAUAAAUGAAAAUGCCGAAAACUACAAAACUAAAACGUAAAGCCAUUUCUUUGGAAACCAAAAUUGAAAUUUUAGAUCGCCUUCGAAAUGGAGAGGGCUCAACAUUUCUUGGCAAAAUGUUCGGCUUAAACGAAGCCACAGUAAGAACUAUAAAAAGAAAUGAAUUUUCAAUUAGGCAAUCGAUGAUUUCUGGAACAAAACUAUCUGUUAAGUCUUCAUCAUACACUAGAGAUGCUACUAAAGAAAAAAUGGAAAAAGCACUGAUAAUAUGGCUUGAGGACAAUGCACAAAAACGGAUUCCCGUAGACGGAAAGAAUAUCAAACAGCAAGCAUUAAGGUUCUAUAAAAUGAUUAAAGACGAACAAUCGUCUACCUCUACACAAUCCACUCCUGAGAAGACCUACUUAUUUUCUGCGAGCACAGGUUGGUUGACAGGAUUUCUCCAAAGGCAUGCGCUUCAUAACAUAAAAAUCAAGGGCGAGACUUGUUCUGCGGGUCAGAAAGCUGCCAAAGAAAAACUUAAAACAAUAAGCAGUGAUAGUGAAGAAUCUGUUAAGCUUACUGCAGAUUUAAUUGAAGAAGGACAUCAACUGGCAAAUAAAUUAGAAUACCAUUUCGUCACAAACGAUCCCAAUGUGGAAAGAGUUGCACAAUUCCAGCGUGAGCUGAAUUCUUGUAUGGAUCGUUACAAAGAAUUAUACAAAGAGGUAGCAACAAUUGACUCAUAACAGAGUCCACUGUUAAAGAAUCCAGUUCAAAAUUAUUCCAGCGAUGCGAAGCAAGCGAGCUCGAGUGAAUUAAAUUGUUGUGUUCCUGUAUUUAUGAUUAUCAUUUUAAUUUUGAAACAUUUGUUUUUCUCAUAAAUGGAAUAACCUAUCCUUGUUGCUAACAA